Portunus trituberculatus (swimming crab) is the source of this 569-nucleotide messenger RNA. RefSeq names its product zinc finger protein 219-like. Gene Ontology annotation, biological process: regulation of transcription by RNA polymerase II. The annotation marks the transcript as partial. Gene Ontology annotation, molecular function: DNA-binding transcription factor activity, RNA polymerase II-specific; RNA polymerase II transcription regulatory region sequence-specific DNA binding. The transcript is spliced from 2 exons. NCBI's taxonomy places the organism in Eukaryota, Metazoa, Arthropoda, Malacostraca, Decapoda, Portunidae. Gene Ontology annotation, cellular component: nucleus. The record is from RefSeq and is a predicted model, not a curated record.
GGUAGCGGUGUCAGCGUAGGAGAGCCGCGCUACAAACCGUACAAGUGUCCGCAUUGCCUCAAGACCUACUCCUCCAAGUCCAAUCUCAACACACACGUGCGGGACCUGCACGCCGCCGUCCCCCAGGUGUUCGUGUGUCCGUACUGCAAAAAGCGAUAUUCUUCCAAGAACUCCCUGCGCUACCACAUCACCAUGUACCACCGCGAGGAGAAGAACCGCGACCAGGCCUUGCAGCACGCCAUUGCCACCGCGCAGCCCCUCUCCCCCGCCCCCCACCCGCCCCAACCCCAACCACAGCCUCCACAGCACACACUCCACCACACACAGCCACAUAUACAGACUUACAGCGACCUGGAUCUGGGUCUGUUGGAGGAUCCCCGCUCGGGCCUCCUUCAGGAAGACGCCGCUGCCCCACACUGACCCCCGCCCUGCAGCGCCGCCCCCGCGCCCGUCACCCGCGUCUGUACCUCUUCACCAGCAGUUAAGUGGGCGGGGAGGGUGUGGUUGGGGGCCUGAGUUUGGGCGGGGACGUGGGCGGCUCCUGGCGGGUGUCUGACGCGAGGUUGUCG